Myripristis murdjan (pinecone soldierfish) is the source of this 3766-nucleotide messenger RNA. Its product is annotated as zinc finger protein 585A-like. The transcript is spliced from 7 exons. NCBI's taxonomy places the organism in Eukaryota, Metazoa, Chordata, Actinopteri, Holocentriformes, Holocentridae. The coding region runs from base 96 to 3113 and encodes 1005 amino acids. The record is from RefSeq and is a predicted model, not a curated record.
UCCAUAUUUCCACAUCCAGACGUUUUCCUGUGCCUCAGAUGAUCUCACUGGAUGGCCAUUUUCUCCACUAACAUGAUUUGUCCAUAACGCCGAAGAUGAGCAAGAUUUGUUCGGGCCAUGGUAACCCCCUUCCCCUGUCGUCUCUGCGCCUGAUCGUCCCCCCUCUGCAGCUCGUGUCUGCAGCUUUGUGGGAAAUAGUGAAACAGGGGGCUGUGAUGUACUAUGGCUUGCUGGAGGAGUUCGUUACCACGGUGCUGGAAACAGUCCCUGAGCUGCUGACUUACAGACAGAGUGUCCAACUUGUUAUGGGCCUUCGAGCACGGGUGGUGCUAGAGUUGUGCCGAACUGAUGAAUUUGCCAGCCUGCAGACCAUCCAGCCUCAUCUCACAAGAAUAAAUGCCUACAUUACUAAGAAUGAUAAGCAAACUUCUACUUCAGAGGUAAAGGCAUCAGUGACAAACUUCUUUAAGCUUGUACACACUCUAGUGGAUGAUCCACGCCAGAGGGUUGUCUUCUAUCAGAAAAUUUUCCCGACUGUGUUUGGCCCCAAAUAUGACUCAGCACUGCAGGCUCUAAUGAGAAUGUUCCUCUGCAGUCUGCAGAAGCUGCUACCUGUUCCAAACCUGGAAGAAACUGCCCAUUGGCUCAGUCUCUCCCCGUCUAUCCUGAAGGAGUGUGUGGAGUUCAUGAAUCAACCUCAGCCAUUGAAUACACUCAUUCAACAUCACAAACAACAUGGACAUGAGAUCCCAAAUGCUCUGUCAUCCUCUGGUGAUGACUGCAUCCUUUCCAGCCUGUCAUAUCACUUACAGAAAGUGGACAUUGACAAAGCAGACAAAGUUGCCAACUCUGGAUCCAUGUGUGUCACUGAAGAUUUGCAUGGGCAUGUUUUAAUUGGCAGCAAGUCUAAAACAGAUGGGACUGAAAACCUGGAGGAGAUAAAUUCAGGAUCAACAAGGAAUGAUGCUGAAGAUAGACAGCAGCAUGUGGAUGAUUUGUCUGAAGAUCAAGGAGCAUCUAUUGAAGUACUGCUUCCUAAUGACGAAAAUGAGUCUGAUGAUAGUGAACUGGACAAAAAAUUGUUUUACUUUUUACAGACUGGCACUGGAACAUCCUCUAAAAGCUUCAAAUGCCAUGUCUGUGGCCAGGGUUUUAGUUCCCUUAACAAACUGAAGAAGCACCAGAUAACUGAAAGCGUUUGCCUUACGCAUCGAUUGGGCAAAAAACAGAGACAAUCAGACCCAAACCGUUCAACUAGCCAAAGUAGCUUUUUUGAGAAGAUAAAUUUGCAUCCUAAAACAAAGACUGGUGCUGAGACAGAUGUUCCUAGGAGAGGCGAGACUGAGCGUCCCUUGUUGCCAGGCACUCAAAGACAUAACCCUUCAAAUCUGAAUACUCUUCGGAACUUUGAGCAGUCGUAUGCUGACCAAGGUCUUAUUUGUCGGGUCUGUGGCAAGACAUUCACUUACCCAAAGAGUUUUGACAAACACCAGAAGAGUUGUCUGGUCAGUAGCAAAAGAAAGAGGCGGACAGAUAUAAAGUGCUCUGUAAGCUUGACUGAUUUUUCCAAAUCAAGACCUGUCCCUAAGACCCAAGAGUGUUUGCCCAGUGAAAAUGAAACUGGGCUUUCUAAUGCUCUACCAAAGGAUCCCUUAUCUUCUGACUCAUCGGAGGAGCAAAUGUGUAAGAGAAGCAGCCGUGUCAAGACAUGUUCUGUAUGUGGGAAAGUUUUUACCAGUUCCAAUGACUUGACAAGGCACAUGAGGUGCCACACUGAACAGAGCCCUUACCUAUGUUCUUACUGUGGGAAAGACUUUGACCACUAUGAAGACUGUGAGAGACACCAAGAGCGUAAAUGCAGGGAGUCAAACCAACAUCCUAGGCAAAGGAAUGAGUUCACACAGGAGAAUACUUUGAGCAACACGUCUAAAACAAAUCCAGAAAGUGCCUUAUCCGCAAACUCUUCAGCUCAGAUCCCAUCAAACCAGGAUGCACUUCCUGAAUCUAUGCAGACCUCUAAACUGCCCCUUAUAUGUCAGGAGUGUGGCCAGGGUUUUACUUACUAUAAGAGUUUUGAAAAGCACCAGAGCAGAUGUUCCCAAAGAACUGGUAGAAGAAAAAGGCGAACAGACUCAAACCAUUUUGUUAUCUUUGCUUGUAAUUUUCAAUCAACUGAUAAUACCCUUGAGACCACUGCAAGUUCUGAGACAAAGGAAAGUGAAACCACAUCACCAAACCAGCCCUCUGCAGGGUCUGUAGAGGGUUGCCAAAGUAAAUCUCGAAUCAUCAAGUGCACCAUGUGUGAGAAGAACUUCUCACAAAUUGUUGAAAUGAAAAAGCACUAUUCCCAGUCGCAUCAAAUUAGAGGCUCAUACCCGUGUCCUGUGUGUAAGAGAACUUUUGUAAGGUUAUGUGAAUUGGUUCGCCAUCAACAAAACAAAAAAUUGUACCAGUGCUCUGCCUGUAAGAAAUGUUUCACAAAACUAGCGCUACUGAAUAUACAUGAGAAGGCUCACACUGCAAAUGUAACACCACAUAUCUGUGAAACAUGCGGGAAAAGCUUCAAAAAUCUGGCCCAUCUGAUUCUGCAUCAGAAGAGGCACAGAGAUCGGCAACCCUGUAUUUGUUCCUACUGCGGGAAACAAUUCAGUACAAAAGACUGCCUGAGAGCGCAUAUGGUGAGACACACAGGUGGUUACCCAUGUCCAAUAUGUGGGAAGAAAUUCUAUCAGAGAACGUACCUUAAAUGGCAUCAGUAUAAACACACAGGGCAAAAUCCAUACCUCUGUGACACUUGUGGGAAAGGUUGGCCAAGUGCAGCUCAACUCAAACUUCACAUGGUUCAACAUACAGAAGAAAGGCCAUUCAAGUGUGAAGAAUGUGGCGCAUGUUAUAAGAGGGAUUCCCAUUUGGUCGCUCAUCGUCGAGCCAAGCAUAUCAGGAUGCGACCAUUUGUGUGUGAAGUUUGCAGCAAAGCCUUCAGGUUAAACAAUGAGCUGAAAAAACACAUGAUGGUUCAUACAGGGGAAAGGCCAUUUGUAUGUCCAAGAUGUGGCAAAACAUUCACAAGAAAAUCCCGUCUGAGGGAGCACAGAGAAAAGGCAUGUCUGUAGCUUAAGUGGUCCCUGUUUUAUGUGGCGAUGUGCUGUAUGAAAAACUGUUCAUGCUUUGAAACCAUGUACCAUACUUUAGUUUGUUAACCAAUAGUACUGUCUCAGUGAUGUGUGAUCGCUUCUAUAAUUAAGAUAAAGGGAUCCUAAUAAACCCCAAAAUACUGUCAGAAAUUAUGGGUGUUUUUCAUUCAUUGUAAAGACAACAAAAUUGAUGACAAUUUGCACUAGGAAUUAAUCUCCCAGAUGUGAACAUCUUAUGUCUGGGAGAAAUCAAGAACAUUUGCAGCCCUGAGGCUUUGAUAUGCAGCCCAGAGCACAUCAAAUUAGAGUCCUUUUGGAAGUCUGCUGUCUUAAAAUGUGAGGUCUGCAAGGCUUCUGCUUAAUCCAAAUGCUGCAGGAAUCUCAAGGUUGGCAAGAUAGGGCACAGGUCGCAGAUUCAGUUUCGGUGCCAUUUCAAACGAGAGAAAAUACUGGACAAAUACAAAAGUGGCACUACAAAGUUCCCCCAAUCAAGAUUUCGCUGGUUUUGUCACAUCUGGAGAGGUGUGUUUGUCAUGUGUUGUGAGUGCAUUUUUUUAAUGCCUAUCUACUAAACACAUUGUUUAACAGUUCAAGAUAGACCAAUGAAACACAAACGACAACACUAGCUGGGC